GUUUUGCUUGGGUUAUCGCGGCAAGACGCCAUAACACUGCUGUCGUGUUGAGUCCGAAUGUCAGAAACGCCGAAAUUUUGUUAUUUUCUAUGUAAAUGUGUCACUUUAGCGAGUUCUUGGACUGACAUUUCCUUGUACCGUUAGGGAGUAUCCCUUGUCAACUCCAUUCACUUCAAAAGAAGACCUUCGAUGUAUUUAUAAGCAAAGCUUUCUAGCUACCUAAUGGAGGAUUCGGAGACCACCACAUUGGACUCCAUGCUCAUGGAGGAAGCAAUGGCUGACACUGAAAAGUCAUCCGAAGAUGCUGUUGUUGGGGACGGCACAGAUGAUACAGCUGAUGAAUCUUUGGGACUGGCACAAGAGGGUGAACUUGGAGAUGGGGUGAUGGACAAUGAAGAUGUUGAGAUGGCUGACGGUGUUGCAGAAGACUCAGAGAACAAUAAUCUCGCACCCGAGGACUCAAUGGAUGCCCCAGCUGCACUGCUGGAGGGUGAAGAUGAGUCCGAAGAGGUGUCCCAAGAACCUCUGUCUACUUCAGAGGGUCUUCUUGGUGGCCAAUUUAUUUCACAGACUGAUAGCCUGAUUGUACAAAAUGAACCUCCCCAGCAGCUGAUGGAGGAGGCUGAGGGAGAAGGUGAUGUUGCUGACGGUGAACUAGAGGGAGAUGGAGCCAUUGUAGCUGAGGCUGAUACUACUGACGAACCCUCUGAAGCUCUUGAGAAGAGUGAAGCAGGUGAAGAGUUGGGUGAGGAAGCAUUGUUAUUACAACAGGAAGGAGCAGAGCUCCUUCAGGAAGAGCAGGAUGAGCCUGAAACAGUAGAUCUCGGGGCCCUACCUGAAGGUAUGACCCUUGUAUCAGAGCACAUGGAAGAUGAAGCAGAAGCUGAUGCUGAAGCCGACGCUGAUGCUGAUGCUGAUGCUGAUGCUGAUGCCGACCUCACUGAUGACAUGAUUCAUGGAGAGGGAGAAACAGCAGACGAUCAGGGUGAGACCACAGAUGAAGCAAUGGAACUUCCCCCGGACGAUGAUGAUGAUGAUGAGACUGAAAACAGCGCCGCUGCUGGUAUAACCCUUUUGGCUGGUUCAGAACUCAGUGAACAAGCUCUGAACGAUUUAGAGGACAAGAUUGCUGCUGUCACUGAUGGGACCUCAGUACAGCUUCUUCCUGGACAGGAGAAUCUUCAGGGUAUGCAACUAAUGGAGGGUGAUGACAAACCUGAAGAUGACACAGAAUCAGCUGUUCAAGGACAAGCUUCACAACAGGAAAUCCAAGCCCAGCUAAAUGCUGCUUUACUGAAACAGGAGGAAAUGAAAAUUGAGGAAGAAGACCAGCCAGAGUCUGGGUCCUUCCAGGAGGGUCAGCAAAAUGCUGAAGCCGACGCACUGGCCACUCUAGCAUCAGCUGCCCUCGAUCAUCAAGCCCCGACUAAUGGUGUUAAAGCUGAGCUUGAUGAUCAAAUCAAAACAGAAAGUGACAGUUCUGAACCUCAGUGGAUGGAUGUGGGCAUAUGUAAGGGAACACAUUGCCAAGUUCGUUCCUUCUAUGUUGCCCGUCCAGGCCAAGGAUGGGACCAGAACUGGGACGGUGUUACUACAAGUACUUUACCUGACCAUAGAGCUCUAGCUAAAUUAGAACUUGAAUCUGGAAAAGCCUACAAAUUUCGGGUAGCAGCAAUUAACUCAUGUGGCCGUGGGCCUUGGAGCGAGGUUGCCGCCUUUAAAACAUCUCUGCCAGGCUUUCCUGGAGCACCUUCUGCAAUCAAGAUUGCUAAAACUGCUGAUGGUGCUCAUUUGUCAUGGGAGCCUCCACCAAUUGCAUCUGGUGUCAUUGAAGACUAUCAUGUGUACCUUGCAGUCAGAACUGCAACUACGGAUUCAUCAAAGCAAGUUGUUUCAAGCGGUGCUAACCAGUUAGCAUUCGUGAGAAUAUACCAAGGCGCAGCUAAUCAAUGUUCUGUUGGUAAUGAUACCCUGAGCAAGGCUCACAUUGAUAUGACUACAAAACCCGCCAUACUCUUCCGUAUAUCAGCCCGGAAUGAGAAAGGUAUUGGACCAGCAACACAAGUCAGGUGGCUUCAAGAGGUCGGUACACCUAGCAAUCCAGCAAGACCUGCUUUUGCUCCAAGACGACCAGCCGCAGACACCAAACCUCAUGGGAAUUACAAGAGGAAAAAGAGUGAAUAAGAAAAUCUAAUGUGUAAUUUGUAAUUUAGAGGGUAUUUUGUCUGGUCAUCAACUGUUACAUUUUUCAGUUUGGUUUUCUUUUCCUUGCCAAUAUUUUUACGUCGAUUGUUCCCCCCCCAUUUCUUUAACUCUCUAUGUGUGUAUUGCGAAUCAAAACCUAGAGACUUCUCUAGCCACUUCUUAACUAUUUAUGUCCAGUCUUAAAUACUUAGUUGCCUGCUUCCAUUUUAUUUUAAGAUUUUAAAUUAAGAUACAGUCAAGUAUUUUGACUAUAGUAUUUCUCUUCCUUACAAGAUUUCUUAUCUUAUCUGUCUUCCUGUUGUUGUUUAGUAGUUCAGUGCUACUUUUAUCCUGCCACACACAAGGACUAGCUCAUCUGUCUAAAUUUCAGUAAUGUCAAAGCUUAAUGUAAUUGUGAAUUGUACAGUUUAUUUGUUUCUCUUGUCUUGGGUUUCAGCUUACCCAGAUCGGUUGUACAUUUUGCAUAGCCUGAAAAGGAAAACAAUUAAGGAAAAGUACUCUGUAGAGGAAGUGUUUCAAGAUUUGACUGACCUUGUGAGUUUUAUUUGUGCUCUCUAAAUUAGUAUUUGCAACAAGAGCUGUUUUAUGUUGAUGUGUUUCACACAUGCUUGACUCUAUACACAUUUAUAGUAUAGUGUACCUUAGGUUGUUCAAAAUAUGUACCUAAUAUGUAAACACUUCUUGUGCAGUGUGAAUUUCUAUAGUUACACACAUAAAUGCUUAAGAAACAUC
This is a messenger RNA of Frankliniella occidentalis (western flower thrips), 2937 nucleotides long. RefSeq names its product host cell factor 1. The record is from RefSeq and is a predicted model, not a curated record. Bases 223 to 2184 code for a protein of 653 amino acids. Gene Ontology annotation, biological process: regulation of DNA-templated transcription; chromatin remodeling. Lineage: Eukaryota; Metazoa; Arthropoda; Insecta; Thysanoptera; Thripidae. The transcript has 6 exons. Gene Ontology annotation, molecular function: protein binding; transcription coactivator activity. Gene Ontology annotation, cellular component: histone methyltransferase complex.